Uranotaenia lowii is the source of this 5319-nucleotide messenger RNA. RefSeq names its product homeotic protein ultrabithorax-like. NCBI's taxonomy places the organism in Eukaryota, Metazoa, Arthropoda, Insecta, Diptera, Culicidae. Bases 985 to 1956 code for a protein of 323 amino acids. Gene Ontology annotation, biological process: negative regulation of transcription by RNA polymerase II; anterior/posterior pattern specification. The record is from RefSeq and is a predicted model, not a curated record. Gene Ontology annotation, cellular component: nucleus. The transcript is spliced from 3 exons. Gene Ontology annotation, molecular function: RNA polymerase II cis-regulatory region sequence-specific DNA binding; DNA-binding transcription factor activity, RNA polymerase II-specific.
GACCAAGGUACACGAUAUUGUUGAGGAGUUUCGGCAUUGUCGUAUCAAAAUAAAGUGAACAUUCGUUUGACGGCAACCGUUUAGACAGGGCGCGUUUUAUUUUUAUUGUUAUUAAUAUUAUUAUUGCGCGCGAGCGAGCGAGCGGUUACCGCGGAACCUGCUGCAGUUUUCCCAAGAUCUUCUUCGGGGGUUGAUACUUUUUUUUCGGGUGGCACACACUAAACUAACUGCCGCCUAGUAGUUUUGCGUGCUGGCAAUAGUAGUUUUGGCACAGAGCACAACAACUACUAUUGUUAUUGCCUGUGGCGCGUGCGGUCGGUCUUUGAGACAAUUUUUAUCGGUCAUUAUCGGUGAAGUGUUUACGAGUGGCAAAAGAUAUAACAAAAAAAAUCGUAGAUCGACAAGUGUUUUGGAAAUCUGUCUGAUAUCUGAUUUUUUUUUCUGAUUGGGUUGAUCCCAGUCAGAUUGUUGUGGGAGAAAACAGUUAUUGCUCGAAAGUUCCCAAAAAUUGAUUGAUUUAACGACUGCUGUUGCAGUCUGAAGUGACAAGUGACAAAUCGAAAAUUGUAUUUUUCGAGUGUGCUGUGCAUUGGGAAAAAAUGAGAUAUCAUAAAAAAUAACAAGUUACUAGUUGGGGUAAAAAAUACACGUGUGAUAUUAUUUGUGGUGCGUGGAGGAAAAGUAACAACAGUUCUGUGCUAAAAGAACGAAGCAGGCGCAUAAAUUCCAAGUAUUUUCCGUACACUCAGUGUUGGUUGUUAUGCAAUAUGUGUGUAAAAAGUGUGCGACAGUCAUAUGAAUGAAAAUCGCUGCUGCUGCUGAACCAUCCAAGUAGACUUUUGCGGCAGGACACACUGGACAAGGGCAAACAGGGAACUCAAAGUUUGUGGUGUGCAAUUAUUGUCGUGAAACAAGGAGCGAGUCGAUAGGAAGUUUAUUUUGGGCUAGGAUCGGAACGGAAACGGCUUCAAAAUUUUGGCCAACAUGAAUUCGUACUUUGAACAGACCGGGUUCUACGGACACCCGCAUCAAGCGGCCGGUAUGAUGAGCUCAACCGGAAGUCAUCACGAUCAGACCACGGCCGCGGCCGCUGCAGCCUAUCGUGGUUUUCCACUUUCGCUCGGAAUGUCCCCGUACACCAAUCACCACCUGCACCAGAGCCGAUCCGGACAAGAGUCGCCGUACGAUGCGAGCAUACAGGCUGCCUGCAAACAGAUCUACGAAGGCUCCUACAAUACCAAGGACUGCGGGAAGACCGGAGGAAGCGGAAACGGAACCACAGACACCACCAAUGGCUACAAGGACGUGUGGAACUCGGCGGCCAACAAUAGUGCCGGAAAUGCCGCAGCCACCGGAGCCAACGUACCUGCCCAACAAAACAGCUCAGUUCCUGUCCGACCCUCGGCCUGUACCCCGGAUUCCCGCGUCGGAGGCUACAUUGAUGCGUCCGGAGGCAGCCCGGUCAGCCGGACGGGUUCUUCCGCAACGGCCGGAGUCACUGGCUCCUGGAACUCCCAGCAAUGCACACUGACUGGAUCGACCGGUGGCCAAACUGCACCCACAACCGGUCUCCAUCAGACUAACCAUACCUUCUACCCCUGGAUGGCUAUCGCAGGUAAGAGAUACUCAGAAUCUCUUGCGGGCACACUGCUUCCAGACUGGAUAGGUGCCAACGGUCUGCGAAGACGAGGCCGGCAAACGUACACCCGCUACCAGACGCUGGAGCUGGAGAAGGAAUUCCACACCAACCACUACCUAACGCGCCGGCGCCGGAUCGAGAUGGCCCACGCGCUCUGCCUGACCGAGCGGCAGAUCAAGAUCUGGUUCCAGAACCGCCGGAUGAAGCUGAAGAAGGAAAUCCAGGCCAUCAAGGAGCUGAACGAGCAGGAGAAGCAGGCCCAGGCCCGGAAAGCCCAGGAAGCGGUGGCCGUGGCCGGGUUGCAUGACCCAAACUAGGGGUUAGACCAUACCAAUCACAGUAGUUCUAGUAAUUAUUUAUACUAACUUUAGUUAGGUUGUUUAUUAUUAUUAUUAUUUCUUUUUGUUUCGGUUCUCCAGUGGUAGGAAAUACAACAAAAAAAACCGGUAUAAAAAAAAGAAAAUCUCUACAGAGGCGUGUGCGCAAUUCUAAUGUUUUCGGUUAGAGAGCGCUCGUUUUAUUUUUAAAAGAUAAACUGACACAAACACACAGACAGACAGAAAAACACGAAACAAGUUGUUUUAGUUUAUUUUUUAAUUUUUUUAAUUUUAAACUGGCGCGUUAUGUUUCAAACCUAAUUUUAGUACUGGUUAGUUGCUAUGUUUCGUUUUUAAGUAAAUUAAAUUUGUAUAAAGAAAUGUUGCUAAAGAGAUUAAUUUAAUUACUCAAUACAACCCCGCCCCUUCCCCUUCCUUCGGUUGGGUUUUAGACGAAAGCUCACCAUCUCAUGAAGAGCCGAGCUAAUCCCCUCUAGAGAGGAAGCAAACGGAAACAGCAAACUACUAAAACGCUAGUGAAAGGUACAUCGGAAGACCCCUCGAAAGUUUUUCUCUCCUGACGAAACGAAAACUGUCUCUGGCUGCCAGGCCCUACCGAUGCUGGCGGAUGCGAGCAGACUCACUGUAUAAAGAAACUAUUCGUUAUAAGCGUAUAAAUAUUAUAUAGAGAAUAUGAGGAGCGCAGGAUCUCCUUGACAUAAAAAAAAACAGACACCGAGAUCGGAAGAAACUCAAAAAGAAUAUUGUACAAAUGGGAUUUGAACAAAAACAAGUAAAAACUACACUAAAAGGAGCAAGCCGAUCCAAAAUGAAACCAUUAUUGGAAAGACAAAUGUUUGCAGCUAUUUUCAUGGGAAUCUCAGAACAACGCUCAGCAAAACUCUCAGUUUUAAGUUCUAGAUGGAUGGAAAUAAAAGUUUGUAGAAAUUUAUCGAAAAAUUAGAACAAAUAGUUCUUUUGUGAUGUGCAAACAUGCAAUAUACGUAGAUAAACAAAAAAAAAACAAGAACGCAAAUCGUUGGGACAAUUUAGGCGGUCGGUCGACGAGGGUUUAGUUGGAAACUAUUUCAAAACAGAAAUUAGCAUAUUUUUAAAAUCGUUAAACUCUUUGAGUCUAAUUUUUCUUUUAAAUUCAAAAUUUGAUUCCUGAUUUGAUUUUUUUAUGUUUGAAUUCAACUUUCAGCGAUUUUUUUUUUCUUGUUAACUUUAAACAACUCACGUCUAUCGCAAUAGCCAACAGUUGUCGCAAACAACUUUCGUUGCAACCUUGAAUGCAAGCUCCCAAACAAGCUCCCUUCCAAAUGAAAACAAAAACAAAAGUGGAUGCUGUAGUGAUGUAUUGUUCAUGUGUACUUAUUUAUUUGCCCGCCAGCAGAAACGUCACUGUAAAUAGCCAAAUAAAGUAACAAAAUACGUAAACCAAGGAGUAGGAACGACGUUUUCCAAAUGUUUUCCAUAAGAGUUAAAGGCAACAACAAAAAAUUGUCAAAAUUUUGAUUCUAGUGCAAUAAUUUGAACAACUCAAUUUCGACUAGUUGCUGAUUAGUGCGAACAAUUGGCGAACCAAAGGCUAAACUUCGGUUCAAUUUCGUAAAUCACUCGAAGAAAUUAACAUUUCAAUGUUCGACGCAAACCAAAAGAAUUGACCCACAAAUCUAGCCAAGAGUGAAUGUGUGAUAGUGAGACCGUAGUUUUCAUCCUUCACUAUCUUUCUCUUUUUCUUGUUUGUUAGAACCACCAACUAAAAACCGAGCAAAUAUCAGGAGAAAUAAAUCAGCAUCCUCCACUCUUAACUGACAGCAACUGAUGUCAAACGCAAGCAACAGAACACUACUAAACACUAUUGUCUGUCAAUGUCUCAUAACUGUCAACUUCUUAUUGUUUUGAUUUCUCCGAACAAACUAUCUGCUCUAGGAGCGACACCUAUGAGAGAGUAGACAAAACAAAAUCAACAAACAAACGAUAUCUAAGAGAAGCCAAAAUAUUUGUAUAGUAAGGUAGGAUUUUCUUUCCCAACUUCAUCUCUCUAAAGGACAAAGACAUACCGAAAGGAAUAAGAAGAAAAACUAACACCCACACAGAAAAACAAAAACUAAACUCCUAACCACAUAGUCUACUUUGAUCCAUCCUUUUCCCAAAUCUAUCGCUACUUUUUGAGCUCUUGAGCGCGUCAUUCGAAAAUGGAGAUAGUAAACAAAAAAAAAAAUACAAAAAGCCAGCAUGCAAAAACAUUUCACAGAAAUGUAACCCAGUGAACAAAAACAGAAAAAAAAUCAAUGGAAAAUCGCAACUAAGUACUACUGUGUAUAGUAAACAAUACAACAAAAAGAUAACGAAAUACGUAAAACAAGUGGUCUAGACAAAAUGUGAAAACCAACAGUAAUUUAAACAACUAACACAAAACACACCAACACAAAAACACACACUCAUACAUAAAGAUACAAAACAAGAAAAGUGGAAACAAGAAGAAACAAUGUAUACGUAACUAGUUGGUAAGAGUAAAGUAUAUUUAAUAUAUAUUGAUUAAAACAAAUUGCAAAUAAAAGAGGAAAAAACUAAGAAAACGGUACGGCUAUAGCAGUGGUGUGGUGGAAUGAAAAAAAACACACACACACAACUAACCUUUGGAUACAGCCAAAGGCAUUAAAACGACACAACGGCAUACGUAAAAACAAAGUUACAAAAAAAGCAAAAAGUGAAAAUAAAGCGAAAAGAAUACAGUAAGUAAAUAAGAAUUUUUAUAGUGAAUAAGUAACUUAAUUGGAAUGAGAUAUUCCAUCCCAGAUCAGCAGGACACACAGCAAAACAGAACAUGAACAGAUAAAAAACAUAAACAAAAACACACACACACACCGAUAGACAAGAGGCAGAACAGAAAUUCAAUAGAGAUAGAAACCUUGAAGUGAACACAUGAAAAAACAUGUAGCAGAAACCAGAUAAAACACAAUAGUCCAUUGAUUAAAUGUUGUUAUCGACGAAAAAAUCGAAGGCUUGAAAGUGCUGUCAAUAUUUGACAUAAGAAAAAGCUGAACAAAAAGGCGCCAAACCUUAGAGAAGAUUAAAUAAAUCGACAGCCAGUUCCUAGAGAGAAAAAAAAAUGAAAACAACUUAUGUCCGAUGAAUUAACAUUCAUUCAAAGGUGAGGAGAAAGUUAUUAGGUCAACAGAAUAACAACAAUGGAAGGUUGCAAACAUUCAGAGACAUGUUAUAAUGAAAACCACAGACACACAUACAUUCAAUACAAACCAACCCUCACAUGUUCACAGACAAACAAACAAACAAACAUACAAACAACCCCCCUUUCAAUGGAGACAAAAAUAAAUGAAUUAUGAAAAAUUGAAA